AAGCUGAUUGGGUGUGGCCGCCGUGACCGGACGCCGCUCGGGGGGACGUGGGAGGGGAGGCGGGAAACAGCAUAGUGGGUGUGGGGUCGCGCAGUUCCUUCUGCCAGGAGGUGAGGAGGUUCCGACAUGGCGGUGCAACCUAAGGAGACGCUGCAGCUGGAGAGCGCGGCCGAGGUCGGCUUCGUGCGAUUCUUUCAGAGCAUGCCGGAGAAACCGACCACCACGGUGCGCCUUUUCGACCGGGGCGACUUCUAUACGGCUCACAGCGAGGACGCGCUGCUGGCCGCCCGGGAGGUGUUCAAGACCCAGGGGGUGAUCAAGUAUAUGGGGCCGGCAGGAGCAAAGAAUCUGCAGAGUGUUGUGCUUAGUAAAAUGAAUUUUGAAUCUUUUGUAAAAGAUCUUCUUCUGGUUCGUCAGUAUAGAGUUGAAGUUUAUAAGAACAGAGCUGGAAAUAAGGCAUCCAAGGAGAAUGAUUGGUAUUUGGCAUAUAAGGCUUCUCCUGGCAAUCUAUCUCAGUUUGAAGACAUUCUCUUUGGUAACAAUGAUAUGUCAGCUUCCAUUGGUGUUGUGGGUGUUAAAAUGUCCACAGUUGAUGGCCAGAGACAGGUUGGAGUUGGGUAUGUGGAUUCCAUACAGAGGAAGCUAGGACUGUGUGAAUUCCCUGAUAAUGAUCAGUUCUCCAAUCUUGAGGCUCUCCUCAUCCAGAUUGGACCAAAGGAAUGUGUUUUACCUGGAGGAGAGACUGCUGGAGACAUGGGGAAACUGAGACAGAUUAUUCAAAGAGGAGGGAUUCUGAUCACAGAAAGAAAAAAAGCUGACUUUUCCACGAAAGACAUUUAUCAGGACCUCAACCGGCUGUUGAAAGGCAAAAAGGGAGAACAGAUGAAUAGUGCUGUAUUGCCAGAAAUGGAGAAUCAGGUUGCAGUUUCAUCAUUGUCUGCGGUAAUCAAGUUUUUAGAACUCUUAUCAGAUGAUUCCAAUUUUGGACAGUUUGAACUGACUACUUUUGACUUCAGCCAGUACAUGAAAUUGGAUAUUGCAGCAGUCAGAGCCCUUAACCUUUUUCAGGGUUCUGUUGAAGAUACCACUGGCUCUCAGUCUCUGGCUGCCUUGCUGAAUAAGUGUAAAACCCCUCAAGGACAAAGACUUGUUAACCAGUGGAUUAAGCAGCCUCUCAUGGAUAAAAACAGAAUAGAGGAGAGGGUCACAUUUCCUAUUGUAUUUUGCCACCACCUGCCCUGGGAGCAACAGUGUGUGUUUAUUGAACAUCCUUCCAAGCAGAGUCUGGGCCUAUACAAGCAAAACAAAUUGAAUUUAGUGGAAGCUUUUGUAGAAGAUGCAGAAUUGAGGCAGACUUUACAAGAAGAUUUACUUCGUCGAUUCCCAGAUCUUAACCGACUUGCCAAGAAGUUUCAAAGACAAGCAGCAAACUUACAAGAUUGUUACCGGCUCUAUCAGGGUAUAAAUCAACUACCCAAUGUUAUACAGGCUCUGGAAAAACAUGAAGGAAAACACCAGAAAUUAUUGUUGGCAGUUUUUGUGACUCCUCUUACUGAUCUUCGUUCUGAUUUCUCCAAGUUUCAGGAAAUGAUAGAAACAACUUUAGAUAUGGAUCAGGUAGAAAACCAUGAAUUCCUUGUAAAACCUUCAUUUGAUCCUAAUCUCAGUGAAUUAAGAGAAAUAAUGAAUGACUUGGAAAAGAAGAUGCAGUCAACAUUAAUAAGUGCAGCCAGAGAUCUUGGCUUGGACCCUGGCAAACAGAUUAAACUGGAUUCCAGUACACAGUUUGGAUAUUACUUUCGUGUAACCUGUAAGGAAGAAAAAGUCCUUCGUAACAAUAAAAACUUUAGUACUGUAGAUAUCCAGAAGAACGGUGUUAAAUUUACCAACAGCAAAUUGACUUCUUUAAAUGAAGAGUAUACCAAAAAUAAAACAGAAUAUGAAGAAGCCCAGGAUGCCAUUGUUAAAGAAAUUGUCAAUAUUUCUUCAGGCUAUGUAGAACCAAUGCAAACACUCAAUGAUGUAUUAGCUCAGCUAGAUGCUGUUGUCAGCUUUGCUCAUGUGUCAAAUGGAGCACCUGUUCCAUAUGUACGACCAGCCAUUUUGGAGAAAGGACAAGGAAGAAUUAUAUUAAAAGCAUCCAGGCAUGCUUGUGUUGAAGUUCAAGAUGAAAUCACGUUUAUUCCUAAUGAUAUAUACUUUGAAAAAGAUAAACAGAUGUUCCACAUAAUUACUGGCCCCAAUAUGGGAGGUAAAUCUACAUAUAUUCGACAAACUGGGGUGAUAGUACUCAUGGCCCAAAUUGGGUGUUUUGUGCCAUGUGAGUCUGCAGAAGUGUCCAUUGUGGACUGCAUCUUGGCCCGGGUAGGGGCUGGUGACAGUCAGUUGAAAGGAGUCUCCACAUUCAUGGCUGAAAUGUUGGAAACUGCUUCUAUUCUCAGGUCGGCAACCAAAGAUUCAUUAAUAAUCAUAGAUGAAUUGGGAAGAGGAACUUCUACCUACGAUGGAUUUGGGUUAGCAUGGGCUAUAUCAGAAUACAUUGCAACAAAGAUUGGUGCUUUUUGCAUGUUUGCAACCCAUUUUCAUGAGCUUACUGCCUUGGCCAAUCAGAUACCAACUGUUAAUAAUCUACAUGUCACAGCACUCACCACUGAAGAGACCUUAACUAUGCUUUAUCAGGUGAAGAAAGGUGUCUGUGAUCAAAGUUUUGGGAUUCAUGUUGCAGAGCUUGCUAAUUUCCCUAAGCAUGUAAUAGAGUGUGCUAAACAGAAAGCCCUGGAACUCGAAGAGUUUCAGUAUAUUGGAGAAUCACAAGGAUAUGGUAUGGAACCAGCAGCAAAGAAGUGCUAUCUGGAAAGAGAGCAAGGUGAAAAAAUUAUUCAGGAGUUCCUGUCCAAGGUGAAACAAAUGCCCUUUACUGAAAUGUCAGAAGAAAACAUCACAAUAAAGUUAAAACAGCUAAAAGCUGAAGUAAUAGCAAAGAAUAAUAGCUUUGUAAAUGAAAUCAUUUCACGAAUAAAAGUUACUACGUGAAAAAUCCCAGUAAUGGAAUGAAGGUAAUAUUGAUAAGCUAAUUGUCUGUGAUACUUUUAUAUUGUUUUAUAUUAAUUCUUUUUCCAUAGUGUUAACUGUCAGUGCCCAUGGGCUAUCAACUUAAUAUUUAGUAAUAUUUGUCUCUGAGGACAUUUUCAAAGAUCUUUAUUUUGAAAAAUGAGAGCUGUAACUGAGGACUGUUAGCAAUUGACAUAGGCAAUAAUAAGUGAUGUGCUGAAUUUUAUAAAUAAAAUCAUGUAGUUUGUGGAAUUUGA
This is a messenger RNA of Cercocebus atys (sooty mangabey), 3308 nucleotides long. RefSeq names its product mutS homolog 2 (gene MSH2). Gene Ontology annotation, cellular component: MutSalpha complex; nucleus. Gene Ontology annotation, molecular function: ATP binding; mismatched DNA binding; ATP-dependent DNA damage sensor activity. Gene Ontology annotation, biological process: mismatch repair; mitotic recombination; somatic recombination of immunoglobulin genes involved in immune response. Lineage: Eukaryota; Metazoa; Chordata; Mammalia; Primates; Cercopithecidae. Bases 127 to 3033 code for a protein of 968 amino acids. The record is from RefSeq and is a predicted model, not a curated record. The transcript is spliced from 17 exons.